Messenger RNA from Xenopus laevis (African clawed frog), 6846 nucleotides. It is a transcript of the gene abcg1.L, whose product is annotated as ATP binding cassette subfamily G member 1 L homeolog. Gene Ontology annotation, cellular component: plasma membrane; membrane; endomembrane system. Gene Ontology annotation, molecular function: ABC-type transporter activity; ATP hydrolysis activity; nucleotide binding. Lineage: Eukaryota; Metazoa; Chordata; Amphibia; Anura; Pipidae. The record is from RefSeq and is a predicted model, not a curated record. Gene Ontology annotation, biological process: cholesterol homeostasis; cholesterol efflux; transmembrane transport. The transcript is spliced from 15 exons. The coding region runs from base 126 to 2117 and encodes 663 amino acids.
GUCCCAUUGCACAGUGCAGUCUGCAGCAGCUGAGCCAGAGAAACAUUCAGAGAGAAGAUUCAGAGGUGGAGCUCAGUGUUCAGCACCCACGGCCCGGGACAGCGCCCUGAGAUCCCUGCCAGGGAAUGGCUUGUCUGAGUGCAGCUUUCACACUGGGAAACAACUCUCUGAACCCUCCUGCAGUGAUGGCGGAUCCGAAAUCAGUGUGUGUGUCCUUGGAUGAAGUGGUGUCCAACUGCACUGGGACUCAGGAGACUCCGCUGCUUAAUGGACACUUGAAGAAGGUGGAUAACACCCUCACUGAAGCCCAGCGAUUCUCCUCCCUUCCCAGGAGGCCAGCGGUGAACAUUGAAUUCAAGGAUAUUUCAUUUUCAAUCCCAGAAGGCCCAUGGUGGAAAAAGAAAGGCUACAAAACCCUGCUGAAGGGGAUCUCAGGAAAAUUCCACUGUGGAGAACUUGCAGCAAUCAUGGGGCCAUCGGGGGCAGGGAAGUCAACUCUUAUGAAUAUCUUGGCUGGUUACAGGGAGACUGGUAUGAAGGGAGAAGUUCUCAUUAACGGUCAGCCUCGUGACUUGCGUUCCUUCCGCAAAGUGUCCUGCUACAUUAUGCAAGAUGAUAUGCUUCUGCCACACAUGACAGUGCAGGAAGCCAUGAUGGUUUCUGCCCAUUUAAAGCUUCAAGAAAAGGAUGAAGGCAGAAGGGAAAUGGUAAAGGAGAUCCUGACUGCUCUGGGAUUGUUGUCAUGCGCAGACACUAGGACUGGAAGUCUUUCUGGGGGACAAAGGAAACGCCUGGCAAUUGCUUUGGAAUUAGUGAAUAAUCCACCUGUGAUGUUCUUCGAUGAACCAACCAGUGGUUUAGACAGCUCGUCCUGUUUCCAGGUUGUCUCACUGAUGAAAUCGUUGGCUCAGGGGGGCAGGAAUAUUAUUUGCACGAUCCACCAGCCCAGUGCCAAACUGUUUGAGUUGUUUGAUCAGCUGUACGUAUUAAGCCAAGGACAAUGCAUUUAUCGUGGGAAAGUGUCACACCUUGUUCCAUACUUAAGGGUUUUGGGAUUAAACUGCCCAACAUAUCACAACCCUGCAGACUUCAUUAUGGAAGUGGCGUCGGGUGAAUAUGGAGACCAGAACCCUCGCCUGGUAAGAGCUGUGCAGGACAACCUAUGUGAGGCAGAACCCAAGAGAGAUCAUUGUGGAGAGAAUGAGCUGAGCCCCUUCAUGUGGCACAAGCCUGACGAGGACUCCUCACCGACAGAAGGUUGCCAUAGUUUUUCGGCCAGUUGCCUCACUCAGUUCUGCAUCCUAUUUAAGAGGACUUUCAUCAAUAUCAUGAGGGAUUCGGUGCUGACCCAUCUGCGAAUAAUCUCACACAUAGGCAUUGGGUUCCUGAUAGGCUUACUGUACUUAGGCAUUGGCAAUGAGGCCAAGAAAGUCUUGAGCAAUUCCGGCUUCCUCUUCUUUUCCAUGCUCUUCCUGAUGUUCGCUGCUCUCAUGCCAACCGUCCUGACUUUUCCACUUGAAAUGGGAGUAUUCCUCAGAGAACAUCUGAAUUACUGGUACAGCCUGAAGGCAUAUUACUUAGCCAAAACAAUGGCUGAUGUGCCCUUCCAGAUCAUGUUUCCAGUGGCGUACUGCAGCAUUGUGUAUUGGAUGACCUCACAGCCAUCAGACGCUCUCCGAUUCAUCCUGUUUGCUGCUUUGGGAACAAUGACAUCCCUUGUUGCUCAAUCUCUAGGACUUCUCAUUGGAGCAGCCUCCACAUCAUUGCAGGUGGCGACUUUUGUGGGUCCUGUUACUGCCAUUCCAGUUCUUUUGUUUUCCGGUUUCUUUGUAAGCUUUGAUACCAUUCCAAGUUACCUUCAGUGGAUGUCCUACAUGUCCUAUGUCAGAUAUGGAUUUGAGGGUGUCAUCCUGUCCAUUUAUGGUCUUGACAGAGAAGAUUUGCACUGCGAAAAGGAUGAAACCUGUCAUUUCCAAAAGUCAGAAGCCAUUCUGAAGGAACUGGAUGUGGAGAAUGCCAAACUCUACCUGGACUUCAUUAUCCUUGGAAUAUUCUUUGUCACCCUGCGCCUCAUUGCUUAUUUUGUUCUCAAAUACAAAAUCCGGGCAGAGAGGUAAAGGUGAGGCAAAGCAAGAAAGGUCCAACCAAGCUUGUUUGGUAAAUGUCAACUGGGGUGAUUCCGAAGCUUAUUAUUGUCUUUCUGUAUUAGGCAGGUCAGUGCCCUGCUGUAGAGACACUAUUGAUGCCUAACCUUCUGGAACUAUGUUGGGUUAGUUGCUUUCUAGCAAAUCCCACUGGGACACUACUUGGGUCACAUGUCUUUCUAGGAAGGAAUAGAAGGAACCUGUACAAUGGAACUACACUAUUGCCCUGAGGAGGGUAAUCUUAAAAUGAGUCCUUGUCCUAGGAAUGUCAUUAGUUAAAUUAUUUCUCAUAGGAAUGACUGCUACACAGCAGCUCUAGUUGAUUGUAACUGAAGAAGCUCUGCUUUGGAAACCUUCAAGUAUUAUUUUAAUUUUCUCUGAAAUGAUAGGAAUCAAGAUAUUCCGAAAUGGACUGAGCCAGUAUCUGUUUUUUUUAGGGUUUCCAUACAGUGGUUGUUGUUAUGCAACAGAAUGCAACUUGAAUAAACCAUCCAUAUUAGUCUUUGAUUUUUAGGGUUAUACUUUAGAGAGCUGGCCUCUAAUUCAAGAUAACGUGGAUUUAGAAGAGGAUACAUUUCUUGGUUUAAUCAGCAAAGCAAAGUCCAACUGGCGGCUGAGAUUUGGCAUCAAUUUCCUUGGCUACUGAAGUGGAACAAGACCAAUUUUUAUUUUAAAUAAAUGUUAUUAUAACCCUCAAAUUAAAGGUAAAUUUGAUUGCCUAGACAUAGAUUUUGGAAAUGGAUCUGAAACGUUAAACCUUACAGAAAAUAUUUCAAACAUGGCGGCUAUUAGUACAUUUGAUUCAGUUAUUUGCUUACAUUACAACAAACACUAACAAUGUCAGUUUUUACCUCAAUUUGUGGUGAUUGUAAUGGUGGUUAGAACGCCAAAUUCCAUUGAUGAUGUCCCAUUAGGAGAUAAUUUCACUAUGAUGAUGUAUGAAUGUCAUUAUUUCUACUACUGGAGCGGUUUUGUUAAUCAAUAUUGUCUUUAAUUUUAUUAUUAUACCUGUACACGGACCAGUACAUUUCCAGUGCUAUAUGGGCCAAACAUUUUCCCUGCACUAUAUUUGCUUCCCAGUGAUAGUUUUUUAAGCAUAUACUGCCAGUAGAAUGUAGCAGAAUGUGCAAAGACACAUCAAUGCCAAAGAACUUAUUGAAUCUGUUUUAAUUUUUGGGGCUAACAGGUUUCUGAGAUCUGUCUUUGAACAUCUGAAAGCAGCUGAAUCCCCACAACCCCCAAGAAAACUCAUUGUUCCCAAGCACCUUGAUAGUUUCAUUGGUCUACACCCUUCUAAAGUGAGCAAACCCCAGCUCGUAACUACCUCAUCCACAUGCGUGAAUGUUAACCAAUGUAGAUGUUUUUAAUUUCAUUAGCGAAAAUGCACUUUACAUUUUUUUUAUAGUUUUGAAAUACCACCACCUGCUUGUAGAUAUAAUGUUAGCACAUAACAGGCUGGAAAACUAUUUCAAUAGUUAAAGUUUCCAGGUGACCUGCAUUCUCUGCAAAUACUUUGCUAUUCUCUCUGUUCCAUUGAAUUAUUGUUAGAUUACUUUGGGUUUGGGAACCAAUAAAUUUUUCUUUUUGCUUUAAUAUUGGUGUGGAGGCAGCCAGCCAUCUCAAUGCAUUGUGCCUGAUUCUGAACUUUGAGAAGGAACCAGCACUUCAGGGUGGAACUGCUUUGAGAUAGCUAUAGUUUCUCCUCUUCUCAUUGUACUUGAGUACGACCCUACAAAAGCAGGGUUGUUUCCGCUUGGAAGCAAUUCUUAUGUCUACACUGGGUGGGGCAUUUAAUAAUGCACGCACAUCUUUCAGCAGAGUUGACAGAGAGCUGCUUAUCUGGUUAGCUUCCCAUUGUUCUGUUAAUAGGCUGCUGAUUAGCUGAUGGGGGGGUUGUUAUUACUCUAACUUGCAGUGUAGCAGGAAAGAGUGACUGAAGUUAAUCAGAGCACAAGUCACAUGGUUGGGGACACCUGGGAAAUGGUAACUUCAGAUCUUGCAUCUUCCAUAAAAUAUCUGGGUUUAUUUAUGCAAUUUUUUUUUUUUAACAUAUAGCUGUUUUUAAGAAUUAAGCAGUUACUUCUGAACCCUGUCCACUUCUAAUUGCUGUUUUUAUCAAGUCCCUUGUGCUAGGAUUUGACUCCAAGUUAAACAGAUUGAGACAUUUUGGAAGGCUUUAUUGUGUUAGGCAUAGUACGUCUGUAAAGUAUCUAACUUGUUUGAUACUUUACAGAUGUUUUUGUAUUUAUUUUUCAGAUAUAUCUGUUCUUUUCUAUGGGAAACAAUUAAUGGGAAAAAUCCCAAACUAAUGUUAUAAUAAACAUUGUUAAACACCUAAUUAGAUGAUAUAUGGUACAGUCCAUCACAUCCAGUUAGGUGUUUAUCAAUAUUUAUGACAAACGCACAAGACCAUUUAAAGCUACUAGCUAUGGCUUACAGUUCCGAUGCCAGAUUGCUCCUAUUAAAUGCUACUGCCUUUUUCAGACAAUCAGAAGACAUGAAACAAUCUCUGGCACUCAAUGGAGUUAUGAGAAUAUUAUGAAACCAAAUUAAUUGUUGUGUAAGGUACAAUUUGGCACCAGAAGAAGAGCGACAGAGCUGCCAACUAUCUGCUCCUCUAUGGCCAUCUUAAAUGUUUACUCCCAGGCAUCAUUUAGUAAGAUAUUUAGACCUAAUGUGUGCACUUUAGAAAGUAUAGUGGCCUUAAAUUCACCUCUUUAUGGAUGAGUCCUCUAGAUGCAAAAAUGGCUUAACAAUGCUACCCAGAGGGCUUGAGACCUUAGAUUGUAGAAUCUAGAGGAAAGGAGGGAUUGGGGCAAUAGAUUACAAAUGUUCCUAAACUAUGACGUGGGCCAUCAUGGUUGAAAGAUGAUCCUAAUGUGUGCACUUGUGUGAUCCUAAUGUGUGCACUUUAGAAAGUAUAGUGGCCUUAAAUUCACCUCUUUAUGGGUGAGUCCUCUAGAUGCAAAAAUGGCUACCAAGAGGGCUUGAGACCUUAGAUUGUAGAAUCUAGAGGAAAGGAGAGAUUGGGGCAAUAGAUUACAAAUGUUGCUAAACUAUGAUGUGGGCCAUCAUGGUUGAAAGAUGACUUGUUAAAGUAAGGAAUAUAAGGACAGAGGAUCUCCUGUACUAACCUGUGCAACUAAGAACAAAAUAUUGGUGCAAUGCACAAAGGGAGUGCUAUAUGUAAUGACUUGCCAAUUGUAGAUAUAAAUAAUAUUUGGAUCAAGUGAUCCUCUUCUACUUUUCCAUGGCUUAGAAAGGUCAGCUGUUUCCAAUCCACCAUAAUCAAAUGUAUUUGAACGGAUGUAGUAUCGUGGUCUUUAAAGAAGUUUGUUAGUCUUUGCCAUAGUUCUUAAAGGCAAAUAUCCAGAAACAUAAUUUUGGCUAAAUAUUGAUCUACAUAAUCCUUUAAAUGGCAAACUAAGUCCUCAACUACUUUUUUUGUUUCACCACAGACCAGUGUAUGGGGCAACUAUAUGAACUUCCAUAUCCAGAUGUCCUACAUAUGCCUUGACAUUCUCUCCCCCUGCCAGUUGACAGACUAAAUCUGCCUAAAUCUUCAGUAUAAUGGGAGAUGUAUUUUUAGCUUUUCAAGAUUUCAUUUUUUUCAUUUGUAAAAAUGAAGAGAAAUAGAGCUGCCAUAAAGUUUUUUCCAUUAACAUCACAUAAGUCAUGUUUUUUCAUAAUGCUAGUGCUUGAGAAAAAAAAUCACAGUUGAGUUUAACCACUAUUUUUUUUAAACAGAAUAUUGAAAAAUCUUUGCUGCUUGCAUUUGCAGUAUAACACUGUAGUUAGACUUGAAUGCAUGAAAAGUGAGUCGCUGGAUGUCACAGUAUCACUAGCCAAAUACAUAAAAUGUAUCAUAGUUUUUGCUGAUGUUGGAAUUGCGUUGGUUUGAAGUUGGAGCAAUUGUCAAUAAACUACACAGAUAAUUUGGGUUGAAAAAAAGAGAAAAGCGAGGCAUUGAUUGUUUUUCUCCCGUCAUCAUCAUCUAUAUUAUGCCUAGGCAUUGUGUAAUAAUCCUCUCAUGUCUGUAAGUGUAAUAAUAGGAAACUAUAUGGGUUAGCAGGUAGGUGGGUGAUUUUGUAUUAGUGGUGUCCAUUUAAAGCUGAAUGGAUCAGUAAUGGCAGAGAUCAAGCAUAGGAAUGGCAGACAACUACUCAACUUACUUUCACAACACAGAACAAGAGAAAGAACAUAUUGCCCCUAUACAAGGUGCAAUUAAGCAAAUACCUUAUGAGAAAGGUCUCAGAAGAUAAUAUUUCAAAUUUAAGUACAAAAUCAACACAAAAUCUCACUACAAAUGUGAAAUUUUGAAAUAUGCCCAGAAAAUUUCCACUCACCUUAUAUAAGUUAUUAUAUUUAUAUUAUAUGAGCCAGGAACUAGUGUAGUAACAAAUUCUUAAGACUUUAGAUCUGCACAACUCAAAUGUGUUUAAGUUAAUUCCAUACAGUACAUGACCGUGAUCUAGAACUUUGUUACCCCUGGACAUUAUUAAAACUCCCUCUCAGAACUAAAAUGUUUCAGCACAAAUUCUAACAUAGAGAUGAAUAUUUGAUUUUAUUCCCUUUGCAGGAUUUAUCUAGUUUCUAUGAAAGUAUUGCUUUGUUUGCAAAUUCUGGCUUGUCUACAAAGAUCUUGCUAUGACCUCCCAAAGCCCCACUACCAUUCCUGAAGUAAUAAACAUGUUCUUGCUAA